AUGCCAACCCCUGGACAGGGCACCAUAGGGUCUCUAGACUACACCCCUCAAGAGAGGAAAAUAUUGGCUCACAAGAGUAAAGAUUGGGUUUGUAGUACUUGUCAAGUAAAUCCGUCCCAGGUCCUCGCUAAACCUAGUCAGGUAGAUAAUAUGUCCCAGGUCCUCGCUAAACCUAGCCAGGUAGAUAUUCUAUCCCAGGUCCUCGCUAAACCUAGUCAGGUAGAUAUUCUAUCCCAGGUCCUCGCUAAACCUAGUCAGGAUUCUACUAUUAACCAAGAGGAGGUUGACAGCAUAGUUCAAUCAUUAGAAUUUAAGAGUGAAGAGGAGAUGAUGAGAAGGAAAGAGUCUUCUGCUAGUUUAAAAUCUGAUAGCAAUGACAGUGGUGCAGUUGAACAGACAGGAGAUGUAACAGACGCAGCUGUCGAAACUGUUAUUCCAUCAAUAGAUAAUGUUCCGAGAACAGCGACUGCUUGUCCCCUCGCCUCAAGACCUGAGGAACCCAGUGUACACGUGGAAGAACCAGGAUAUCAGAUUUACGACUUCGUUAUUGUUGGUUUAGUUCUUCUGAUUGCUCUCCUUCUAGUCCGUAGGUUUGCAGCUCAGGAUGGAGAAGACGGUAUUCUAGAGGAGGAAAUAGAAGAUUUAUCAGAACAUUCUCUUGUUUAAUAAAAACUGAUACAGGAACAGAAGAUGUCUUUGAUAUAGUUUGGUCAGUUUUGUAGAUAUAAACCAAGCGUGCACGCCUCCUGAACUGUUCAUCAGGACGAAAAGUUUCAUCUCUGACUGUACUCACUUGACUCACUACGCUGCAAUGUUGUUUAAUAAGGUUUGAUAUGACGUAAUGAUUGUUGGAAAAAAGAGAAAGAUACUAAAGUGCGCGCGCGCAUCCAGAAUAUCUUACCUUAAUAAACUACCUUGCUGCGCUAUGGAGUUUGAAUUUACAAAGUUUAUCAAAUCUUAACAAAGACGACAUUUCUGGUCUUGUCUGUGAAUCCUUUUUUUAAAUCCAAUUAAAACUUUCAAGUUUUUUGUGUGGUUGCAUUUAUAUUAUAUAUAUUGGUAUAUAGUCAUUUAUUAACUA
Messenger RNA from Eurytemora carolleeae, 1081 nucleotides. RefSeq lists its product as uncharacterized. The transcript is spliced from 8 exons. NCBI's taxonomy places the organism in Eukaryota, Metazoa, Arthropoda, Copepoda, Calanoida, Temoridae. The record is from RefSeq and is a predicted model, not a curated record. The coding region runs from base 1 to 666 and encodes 221 amino acids.